Messenger RNA from Hipposideros armiger (great roundleaf bat), 999 nucleotides. RefSeq names its product ribosomal protein L26 like 1 (gene RPL26L1). The coding region runs from base 340 to 777 and encodes 145 amino acids. Gene Ontology annotation, biological process: translation. The record is from RefSeq and is a predicted model, not a curated record. The transcript is spliced from 5 exons. NCBI's taxonomy places the organism in Eukaryota, Metazoa, Chordata, Mammalia, Chiroptera, Hipposideridae. Gene Ontology annotation, cellular component: large ribosomal subunit; ribosome. Gene Ontology annotation, molecular function: structural constituent of ribosome; RNA binding.
CUGUGCGAGCUGGCCUUUUUCUAAAGGCGCUUGUGGAGGCACAAAAAAAAAAGGAAGACCACAACCCGAAUUCCAUCCAAGGUUCUACAAAAGUAUACGCCUUCUCCGCAGAGGCGCCACGUCUUCGGGGUCUGGGCAUGACCUUCAGAGCCGCUUACUCCUCCGGUGGUCCCUGGAAAUGCGGCACUGCGAUCCCACCCCAAGCCGCAGGGGGCACCAUUCAGCUUCGAGCCGAGGGACUAGGGGACCGCUUUCUUUCUGCGUUUGCGUGACAAGAAGCCUCACUUCCGGCUCUGCGCGCGCAUCGUCGGCAUUUCCGGCGCCAGGUAGACGGUCGCCAUGAAGUUCAACCCCUUCGUGACCUCGGACCGCAGCAAAAACCGCAAACGCCACUUCAAUGCCCCCUCACACGUACGCCGGAAGAUCAUGUCCUCCCCGCUCUCCAAGGAGCUGCGGCAGAAGUACAACGUCCGCUCCAUGCCCAUCCGCAAGGACGACGAGGUCCAGGUGGUUCGAGGACACUACAAAGGUCAGCAAAUCGGCAAGGUAGUCCAGGUUUACAGAAAGAAGUACGUCAUUUAUAUCGAGCGGGUACAGCGUGAGAAGGCUAACGGCACAACCGUCCACGUGGGCAUUCACCCGAGCAAGGUGGUUAUCACCAGGCUAAAACUGGACAAAGACAGGAAAAAAAUUCUUGAACGCAAAGCCAAAUCUCGACAAGUUGGAAAAGAGAAAGGCAAAUAUAAGGAAGAACUUAUUGAGAAAAUGCAGGAAUAAAUAUAACCUGUUGUGUGUGCAACCACGGCUUAACUGCAGAUUUUUAGCCUGGUUUUGACGGUAUCCCUGGAAUGUUUGUAUCCUUCUGUUUUGUUAUUGAUAUGUGGCUCUGUAAAUCUACUUUUGCUGUUUUGAUUAAUUUUAUGAAUAAAAGUUGGAAAUGUUUUCUAAUUCCAGAUGGAAUUUGUGUUGUUUUAUAGAUAAAGUCUGUCUUAUUAUCAA